AUUUGACAACACUUUUUAGCAAUAAUUUCAAUGUUUUGUGAUAAAUAACUGUGAGAGAAAAAAAAUGUGGAAUCGUUCAAUGCCCAAUUUUUCCUAUUCAUUACCGAAUCUAGUGGAUCCUUUUAUUAUUCAAUCGAAUCAGAUUCAACGACAACAUCAUAAUGAUGAUUUCGUUGAAAAUAUUAGUGACAUUCAUAAUGAUAAUUAUGACAAAAAUAUUUUGUCAGGUUAUCUUCUGUAUGAUGAUUCAUUACAUGAAGGCCAUUUUGGCCAUGUUCGUUUAGGUAUACAUCGAUCGACCAUGGUAAAUGUUGUCGUCAAAAUAAUUGACAAAAAUCGAUUCAAGAAUGAAUUUGAUUAUAGAAUGAUAUGUGCCGAAAUAGAUACAUUAAAAAAUCUGCAUAAUCAUCAUCAUCGAAACAUUGCCAGACUUUUACAAUUUGAUGAAAUUGGUAAAAAUUUAUUUAUCGUACAAGAAUAUUGUUCACGUGGUGAUCUAAAUAGUUACAUGAAAAAAUUUUCAUGUGAAAAUGAAAUCAACCAUCAUAAGAAACUAUUGCCAAUUGAUGAAGUGAUACGAAUAUUCAUUGAUCUUGUCGAAUGUUUAACAUUUGUACAGGAAAAUUGUGGACUUUAUCAUGGAGCAAUCAAACCAGCCAAUAUAUUAUUUGAUCAUAACAAUCAGAUCAAAUUGAUCGGUUUCUGUCCAAUUUAUCUAUUUGGUCAUAAAGAUAGACGAAAAUCUGAGAAUUUAGUCAAAAUUCGAUACUCAGAAUACGAUGAAUACCAGCCACCCGAAUGUUGGUCAUCGUCAUCAUCAUCAACAACAGACAACAACAAGCGCUAUCGAAUUUAUAUGCCAACUUUUGAUGUUUGGAGUUGUGGAAUUUUACUUUAUGAAAUGUUAACAAAUUCAAAACCAUUUACGGCCAAUAUGUUUGAGAAAAAUUCAACAAUUUUGAAACAAAUCAAGUCUGGUAUUUUUCAAAAUCGAAAACAGUUAACAUUAUUGUACGGUGAAAAUGGCGUGCUUGAUCUCAUUGGACAAAUGCUAGAAAUUAAUCCAAUGAAGCGUAUCCGAAUGAAACAGAUUUUGCAACAUUCAUGGAUAAAAUAUGGCUGGUCUCAUAGCAUCGAUAUAAAUAGCUAUGACAAAAGUGAUUCAAACCUAAUGACUUUACCCGAAACGAUGACGGCUACGAUUUAUUCUAAAAAUCAAAUGGAGACAGAAAAGUUUCGUCCAUAUUAUCAUGAAAUUACCAAUGAAAAACUGGACAAUGAUAUAUUAGUUGAAUGUUUACGAUUACAUGGUAAUGAAGUGAAUGAUGUACUUGAAUUACGUUCAAAUAUUCUGUACAAACAUUGUUAUCAUACUGCAACUUAUUGGUUAAUCCAACAGAAUAUUGACUAUUACAAUAAGGUAUUGUAUACCCUAGUGACCGACCUAGUUAUUCUAUUUUUAUUUAUUUUGUCGAUUCUCACUCAAUGUAAAUUAAUGAUGGCAUACAACAACAACGACAGAGAUCGAAUAAAAAGCAAAAAUAUAGUUACUUGCAACAAUAAAAACAUUGUUCAUCGAACUGAAUUCUUCGAAAAUGAAAUAAAAAGUGAUCAGAAUUGUGAUGAUAAUUUAAAAUACAUUUGGAACGGUGAAAAAGAGUUUGGACUUUUCGACACAUUGAUAACCACUAAUGAUUUUGAUGAUGAUGAUGAUGAUGACAAUGAAUUACUUGAUUCUGGCAUUCAAAAGGUUUGAAUUAUAUAAG
Molecule: messenger RNA, 1766 nt
Organism: Dermatophagoides pteronyssinus (European house dust mite)
Lineage: Eukaryota; Metazoa; Arthropoda; Arachnida; Sarcoptiformes; Pyroglyphidae
Biological process (GO): mitotic DNA damage checkpoint signaling; protein phosphorylation
Cellular component (GO): cytoplasm; nucleus
Molecular function (GO): ATP binding; protein serine/threonine kinase activity
Source: RefSeq, a predicted model, not a curated record